AUUGAUUGGGACAAGGAGGGUUAAGUUCCUGGUUGCUCCAAUUCAUAGCAGGCAAUUCAACUGGAUUGACUUCUUCCUUCAUUCGUUCGUUCCUCAUCAUCCAUUCAAAUACACAACUCCUUGGCCUUCCCCCUUGCAUCCAUUGAAGAAGAAGAAGACGACAUUUCCACACAGAAAGCCGAUGGGUGCAAGUAGCGAUCCCAAUCAGGAUGCUUCCGACGAGCAGCAGAAACGCUCUGAGAUCUACACCUAUGAAGCGCCAUGGCACAUCUACGCCAUGAAUUGGAGUGUCCGCCGUGACAAGAAAUACCGUCUCGCCAUUGCUAGCCUCCUCGAGCAGUAUCCCAACCGUGUCGAGAUUGUCCAGCUCGAUGACUCCAGCGGCGAGAUCCGCUCCGACCCUAAUCUCUCCUUCGAGCAUCCUUACCCUCCUACUAAGACCAUCUUCAUCCCCGACAAGGAGUGCCAGCGCCCUGAUCUUCUCGCCACUUCCAGCGAUUUUCUCCGCGUUUGGCGCAUCUCAGAUGAUCCUUCUUCUGUAGAACUCAAGAGCCUUCUUAAUGGCAACAAGAACAGCGAAUUCUGUGGCCCUCUCACCUCCUUUGACUGGAAUGAUGCUGAACCUAAGCGUAUUGGGACCUCCAGUAUCGAUACUACCUGUACCAUUUGGGAUAUUGAGCGGGAGACCGUUGAUACACAACUCAUCGCCCAUGAUAAGGAAGUCUACGACAUCGCCUGGGGCGGUGUUGGUGUUUUUGCUUCCGUUUCCGCCGAUGGUUCUGUCCGGGUCUUCGAUUUGCGCGAUAAGGAACACUCUACUAUCAUCUACGAGAGCUCCGAGCCUGACACUCCAUUGGUUCGACUAGGCUGGAACAAGCAGGACCCGAGAUAUAUGGCCACAAUUAUCAUGGAUAGUGCCAAGGUCGUUGUGCUUGACAUUCGCUUCCCGACGCUCCCCGUCGUUGAGUUACAAAGACAUCAAGCUAGUGUCAACGCCAUUGCUUGGGCUCCGCAUAGUUCUUGCCACAUCUGCACAGCAGGGGAUGAUUCUCAGGCCUUAAUUUGGGAUUUGUCAUCCAUGGGGCAACCUGUCGAAGGUGGCCUCGAUCCCAUUCUUGCAUAUACAGCUGGAGCAGAAAUCGAGCAGCUGCAAUGGUCUUCUUCCCAGCCGGACUGGGUUGCGAUUGCCUUUUCGACUAAGCUUCAGAUUCUUAGGGUAUGAUGCAUCAACACCUAGCUUUGGUUCUUCACCUACACAGAUAGUCAUGUCUGAGAACCAUCAUGUGUAACUUUGUUGUGCUAGUUAAUGUGUCCAAUCCAUCCUUUAAGAACUACAGAACCUACAAAAGAUGCAUACUUAGUUUUCUCUAUCUGAUAUUUACAGGGCUUUGUAGAUAGACCUCUCUGUAUGUAGCAAGUUACAGAUAUAGAAUGAUUUAUUCCUUUAAUGCCAUGAGGAUUCAACGUACAGUUUUCUAAA
Benincasa hispida (wax gourd) is the source of this 1480-nucleotide messenger RNA. RefSeq names its product Transducin/WD40 repeat-like superfamily protein (gene ATAN11). The record is from RefSeq and is a predicted model, not a curated record. Gene Ontology annotation, molecular function: protein binding. Lineage: Eukaryota; Viridiplantae; Streptophyta; Magnoliopsida; Cucurbitales; Cucurbitaceae.